Messenger RNA from Scophthalmus maximus (turbot), 1810 nucleotides. RefSeq names its product PRP4 pre-mRNA processing factor 4 homolog (yeast) (gene prpf4). Gene Ontology annotation, biological process: mRNA splicing, via spliceosome. The coding region runs from base 193 to 1725 and encodes 510 amino acids. Gene Ontology annotation, cellular component: U4/U6 x U5 tri-snRNP complex. The transcript has 15 exons. NCBI's taxonomy places the organism in Eukaryota, Metazoa, Chordata, Actinopteri, Pleuronectiformes, Scophthalmidae. Gene Ontology annotation, molecular function: U4 snRNA binding; protein binding; U6 snRNA binding. The record is from RefSeq and is a predicted model, not a curated record.
CGUGACAGUGUCACAGCGGAACUGGAGGUGUAGGGAAGCUAAGCUAACCGGCUAACGCCCGUGUGACGGUGUCAGAACAGAGUUAAAGCGGAAACACAAGCGUCCGUCGAGUUUCGACCAGGCAAAAAACGUGAACACGUGAAGUGACGUCGACAGAGCGCUGUAGUUUUGCCAGCAGCCUUUGGGUGUAAGAUGUCGGACGAGGAGGACGCGGCUCCGGCCGUGAAGAGGAGUCGUGUUUUCUAUGGAAGCCUGGAGGAGAAAGAGCGGGAACGUCUGAGCUCAGCGAGGCACGGCGGCAAGGGGACAGGAAGUGAUGCGGUGAAGGCGGGAAUCGAGGCGGGAAACAUCAACAUCUCGUCAGGAGAGACGAUGGAGAUGGAGGAGCGGGUCAGCGAGCGUCAACACGAAGCGCUCGCUGAGUUUGAGCGGCGGCGGCGAGCGCGUCAGAUCACCGUCUCCACGGACGACGCAGAGGUGAAGGCGGGUCUCCGGGCGCUCGGUGAGCCAAUCACGUUGUUCGGAGAGGGACCAGCUGAUCGGCGAGAGAGGUUGAGAAGCGUCUUGUCGGUCGUUGGUCCCGACGCCCUGAAGAAAUCCAGGAAAGAUGAAGAGCGAGCAAAGAGAUCACAGGAAGAGUGCCAGCAGACGUGGUACCAUGAAGGCUCCGCAUUCCUGAAGGAUGCCCGGCUCUGGUUGGCCAGAUACUCUCUUCCACGGGCCUUUAAGCGUCUGGAGGCGGAACGUGCUCAGAGGGAUGUUGCUGAGGCAACGAGGGGGAUCCGACAGCAAGAGCUGCACAAGAGCCUGAGGAAUCUGAACAACUUCUGCAGUCAGAUCGGAGAUGAUCGACCAAUCAGCUUCUGCCACUUCAGCCCCGACUCCAAGAUGUUGGCCACCGGCUCCUGGAGCGGUCUGUGUAAGCUGUGGUCCGUCCCCGACUGCAACCUGAUUCGUACACUCAGAGGACACAACACCAACGUGGGUUCCGUCAUGUUCCGCCCACAGGCUGGAGUCUCUCUUGACCAAUCGGAUGUGAGCUUGGCCUCAUGUGCUGCUGACGGGUCUGUGAAGUUAUGGAAUCUGGAGAGCGACGAGCCAGUGGCGGACAUCGAGGGUCACAGCGAGCGAGUGUCCCGGGUGUCGUGGCAUCCGUCUGGAAGGUUCCUCGGAACGAGCUGUUAUGAUAAUUCGUGGCGUCUGUGGGAUCUGGAGGUUCAGGAGGAAAUUCUCCACCAGGAAGGUCACAGCAAGGGCGUCCACGACAUGACCUUUCACCCCGACGGGUCACUGGCUGCUACUGGAGGCCUGGAUUCGUUCGGCAGGGUGUGGGACCUGAGGACUGGGCGCUGCAUUAUGUUCCUGGAGGGUCACCUGAAGGAGAUCUACAGCCUGCACUUCUCCCCCAACGGGCAUCACUUGGCAACAGGAAGUGGUGACAACACCUGUAAGGUCUGGGAGCUGAGAAACAGGAAGUGCCUGUACACAGUCCCCGCCCACCAGAACCUGGUGUCCGCUGUUCGCUUCCAAUCCACGGACGGUCACUUCCUGUUGACUGGAGCAUACGACAACACGGCAAAGGUCUGGAGUCAUCCUGGUUGGACGCCACUGAAGACGCUCGCCGGACACGAGGGGAAGGUGAUGGGCGUCGACGUGUCGCCUGACGGUAAACUGAUCGCAACAUGUUCCUACGACCGUACCUUCAAACUCUGGUUGUCUGAGUGAUGUCACUUCUUCAACCAAGUUUUUUUAAUCAAGUGAAAAAUACUAUUUGUUUCUUUUCAAUAAAACUGUUUAGUGCUUGAAUUUA